AUGUCAACGUCGUCAACCAAAGGAGUUCUCGGAAAAAGGUCAUAUUCUGAAAAUGUCACUACUGGGGAUAAUGCUCCAGGCCAAAUGCAUCCUCGUAAUAGAUAUAGGAACAGUCCUCCAGACUUUGCUGUCCUCGCGUUCAAAUAUUCUUCCUUUUACCCUUUUGUACAUUAUACUAAGGAGGGAAAGCCAUACAUUGACUUUAAAAAUCCUGAAGCUGUUAGGGAGCUUACUUACUGCCUCCUACGCAAUGAUUUUAAUCUCACACUAAGCAUCCCAUUAGACACGUUAUGUCCACCGAUUCCAAACAGGUAUCUUCGUGAUUUAGCUAAUUCAGCUAAUUUGAAGGAUCUGAUAUCAACUGAAACAAAGCAAGAUCGAUCUGUGUAUGCAAUAGAUAUUGGUACUGGUGCUUCUUGCAUUUAUCCUUUAUUGGGCUGCACGCUGAAUAAGAACUGGAUGUUUUUGGCAACAGAGUAUGCUGAAACAAAUGUGUUAAGAAACAAUUUAGAUCACAGGAUUACCGUGAUUCACAACAAAACAGACAAAAAAAUUAUGUUGUCUGAUGAAGUUUUAUCCAAUAAUUCUAUCAAGUUUGCAUUCUGUAUGUGUAAUCCACCUUUUUACGAAAGUCAAGAGCAAUAUGAAAAAGGUGUUGAGAUUAAGCAUUCACCCCCUUUAUCGGUAUGCACCGGUGCAUCUCAUGAAAAAAUCACUGUAGGUGGAGAAUUCCAAUUUAUUAAAGAUAUUUUGGAGGAAAGUUUGAUUCUACGUAAUAAAAUUCGUUGGUAUACUUCUAAAAUUGGACGGUUGGAAACAGUUAACAAAAUUGUUCGUGAACUAAAAAAAAACAGAAUCGACAAUUAUGUAGUUACAGAAUUUUGUCAAGGUCAAACGCGAAGAUGGGGGAUCGGGUGGUCGUUUGGAACCCAACGACCAUCGAUGAAUAUUUCACAUCCAUCCUCUAAAAAGCUUCGUAAAGCUGCACCUCCUAAAAGUGAAUUCUUCGUGAUUUUAUCAACAAACACAGAUAAUCUCAAAGAAUUUCUCAAAAAGCUAUUCGAUCAAUUGGAAAUUGGAGGACAAUGGAACGAAGAUUCGUAUACGUUUAUUGGUAGCGCAAAUAUCAAUACUUGGUCGCGUGCUGCUCGACGGCAAAAAUUGAUGAAAACAGAUUGCCAAAUAGAGUCAUCAACCAUAGCUUCUACGUCAACUGAUGAAUUUUUAUUUGAGUUUACUUGUAAUAUUGAACCAUGGAAUGUUAGCAUUAAUAGUACGAAGGUUACAUUUUCAUGGACAAAUGGCAAGGAUCGAAGUAUUUUUGAGCAAUUUUACGGUCAUGUCAAGAAAAAAUUGGAGCAGGAGUUUUCCACCGACGAGUAA
Cetraspora pellucida is the source of this 1383-nucleotide messenger RNA. NCBI's taxonomy places the organism in Eukaryota, Fungi, Glomeromycota, Glomeromycetes, Diversisporales, Gigasporaceae. The record is from the annotation of a GenBank genome assembly.